UAUCGUAGUAGCGUCGAAACAUUCUCCAGCCGGUCAGUGCAACGGCAGCGAGCGCAGCCAGAUUCAGCUGUUGUGGCCGAAGAUGGCGUCGUGUGGACGUGUUCAGCUGCUUGUGCUCCUCAUGUCGCUCUGUCUUCUCUCUGUACACUCUCUUAAAGCUCUUCCGGGCUUUGGGAACGCGCAUCCUCAGGCUGCCGCCGUGCAACAGCAGCUGAGAGCGGCGGUACCGCAUCCCGCCGCCGCGUCCUCCGGGUCUCAGUCCAGAAGAUCCACUGGCUGGAAGCUGGCAGAAGAGCAGGCCUGCCGGGACGACGUAACCCGGCUCUGUCCCAAACACACCUGGACCAAUAACCUGUCUGUGCUGGAAUGCCUGCAGGACCGGAAGGAGGAGACUGAGUUCGCUGUGGAUUGCAACCACCUGUUGUGGAACUACAAGCUGAAUCUCACUACAGAUCCAAAGUUUGAGUCGGUGGCUCUUGAAGUGUGUACAAGCACUAUGUUAGAGCUGAAAGAGUGUGCGGAUGAGGAAAGAGGGAAAGGCUAUCUGAUGUCCUGCCUGGUCGAUCACCGUGGCAACGUCACUGAACGCCAGUGUCAUCAAUACAUCACGAAGAUGACCAGCAUCAUCUUCAGCGACUAUCGACUGAUUUGUGGGUUUAUGGACAAAUGCAGAGAAGACAUCAACACGCUGCAGUGUGGAAGCAUCACGGUUGGAGAAAAAGACCUGCACUCACAGGGCGAGGUGAUCGCGUGUCUGGAGAGAGCUCUCGUCAGAGAGGCGGAGCAACAGGAACACACUCAUCCAAUCAAGAGCGACUGUAAGAAAGCCAUCAUGCGAGUGGCAGAACUGUCCGCCGAUGACUUCCAUCUGGACCGUUACCUGUACUUCUCCUGCCGAGAUGACCGAGAACGCUUCUGUGAAAACACUCAAGUGGGAGAGGGCCGAGUGUACAAAUGUCUGUUCAAUCAUAAAUUUGAGGAGGCCAUGUCAGAAAAGUGUAGAAAUGCCCUGACCACUCGACAAAAGCUCAUUGCUCAGGAUUAUAAGGUCAGUUACUCCCUCGCCAAGGCCUGUAAAGCUGACCUGCGCAAAUACCGCUGUAACCCGGACAGCAGCAUGCCCCGGGCACGAGAGGCCAGACUCUCUUACCUCCUCCUGUGUCUGGAGUCGGCAGUUCACAGAGGCCGUACGGUGACCGGAGACUGUCAGGGUGAGAUGCUGGACUACAGACGCAUGCUGAUGGAGGAUUUCUCUCUGAGUCCUGAGAUUGUGUUGCACUGCAGGGGAGAGAUUGAAGCCCACUGUUCCGGACUCCACCGUAAGGGCCGGACCCUUCACUGCCUCAUGAGAGUGGCCCGCGGGGACAAGGGCGCGGUGGACAAUCUCUGCCAGAAGGCGCUCCAGACUCUGAUCCAGUCGGCAGACCCCGGCGCUGAUUAUCGGAUCGAUCGAGCUUUGAAUGAAGCCUGUGAAUCUGUCAUUCAGACGGCCUGUAAACACAUCCGCAGCGGAGAUCCCAUGAUUCUCUCUUGUCUCAUGGAGCACCUCUACACGGAGAAGAUGGUUCAGGACUGUGAGCAUCGUCUUCUGGAGCUUCAGUACUUCAUAUCAAGAGAUUGGAAACUCGAUCCUAUCUUAUAUCGUAAAUGUCAGAACGACGCGUCCAGACUCUGUUACACGCCGGGCUGGAACGAGAGCAGUGAGCUCAUGCCUCCUGGAGCUGUUUUCUCAUGUCUGUACCGCCACGCUUACCGCACAGAAGAACAGGGCAGACGGCUGACGAGAGACUGUAAGGUGGAGGUUCAGAGAAUUCUUCAUCAGAGAGCUUUAGACGUGAAGCUGGAUCCCCAACUUCAGAAACGCUGCAUGAUCGAUUUGGGCAAAUGGUGCAGUGAGAAGACCGACACUGGACAGGAGCUGGAGUGUCUACAGGACCAUCUGGAUGACCUGGUGUCAAACUGCAGAGACAUAGUGGGCAACCUGACAGAACUGGAGUCAGAGGACAUUCAGAUCGAAGCUCUUCUGAUCCGAGCGUGUGAACCCGUCAUUCAGAACCACUGCCGUGAUGUAGCUGAUAAUCAGAUCGAUACAGGGAAUCUUCUGGAAUGUCUGGUGCAGAACAAACAUCAGAGAGAAAUGAAUGAAAAAUGUGCUGUGGGCGUCACACAUUUUCAGCUGAUUCAGAUGAAAGAUUUCCGCUUCUCCUACAAGUUUAAAAUGGCGUGUAAGGAGGACGUGCUUAAAUUGUGUCCCAACAUUAAGAAGAAAGCGGAUGUGGUCAUCUGUCUGAGCACCACAGUGAGGAACGACACGCUACAGGACGUGAAAGAUCAACGUGUUUCUCUGAAAUGUCGCAAACAGCUGAGGGUGGAGGAGCUGGAGAUGUCAGAGGACAUUCGACUGGAGCCCGAAUUACACGAAGCAUGUAGGAAAGAUGUCCACAAGCUUUGCUCCUCUGUCCCCUAUGGAAACGCUCAGAUCAUCGAGUGCCUCAAAGAGAACAAGAAGGUGCUCUCUCAGACGUGUCAUCAGAAGAUCUUUAAGCUUCAGGAAACAGAAAUGAUGGACCCCGAACUGGACUAUCAGCUCAUGCGAGUGUGCAAGCAGAUGAUCAAGCGUUUUUGCACAGAGUCAGAUGCUAAGAGCGUUCUUCAGUGUCUGAAACAAAAUAAAAACAGUGAACUGAUGGAUCCAAAGUGUAAGCAGAUGAUCACCAAGAGACAGAUCACUCAGAACACAGACUACAGGUUGAACCCUGUGUUAAGGAAAGCUUGCAAGGCAGACAUCCCUAAAUUCUGUCAGAGCAUUCUCAACAAAGCCAGCGAUGCUCAUGAACUAGAAGGUCAAGUCAUAUCUUGCCUUAAACUCAAGUAUGCCGACCAGCGUUUGUCUUCAGACUGUGAAGAUCAGAUCCGAGUGAUACUUCAGGAAUCGGCGGUGGAUUAUCGGCUGGAUCCACAGCUACAGACUCACUGCAGUAAUGAGAUCACGCGGCUGUGUGCCGAGGAAGCUACGGCGCAGGAACAGACGGGUCAGGUGGAGGAAUGUUUGAAGAACAACCUGCUGAAGAUUAAAAAGGAGGAGUGCAAGACGGAGGUGUUAAACAUGCUCAAAGAAAGCAAAGCAGACAUAUUCGUGGAUCCCGUACUGCACACUGCCUGCGCGCUGGAUCUGAAACACCACUGCGCAGCCAUCACACCCGGAAGAGGCAGACAAAUGUCCUGUUUAAUGGGUGCUCUGCAAGACAAGCAGGUGCGUUUACAGCCUGACUGUAAUAGAAGAUUACAGGACCGCAUAGACAUGUGGAGCUACGCUGCUAAGGUGGCACCAGCUGAAGGUUUCUCAGACCUCGCUUUACAAGUGAUGACGUCACCUUCAAAGACUUACAUCCUGUUAAUGAUCACACUGUCUGUGUCCAUCCUCUUCCUCGUGGGGCUGCUGUGUGGCCGCAUCACCAAAUGUGUCACCAGAGAGCUGAAGGACAGGUAGAGAGAGGAUCCCGGCCAUGCACAUCCCAUCCUCAUUUUCUGCGCUCGCUUCUCUCCGUAGGACUUUGGGGACUGUCGGUGGAUGUUCUGUGGACUGGCGUUAUAUGUGGAACCCACUGUAGCCCAUCCAGCCACCAAAAUCCACCCGAAUCCAAACGUUGGACUUUUAAACGCGCCUCAGACAAGAUCAUGAUCGUUUUGGGACAUUAUGCCUUGAUUAGUGUUUGUUGUUUUGAAAAUGAAAGCCUUACUACAUGACGCUACUCAUAUGGUCAUGUGUCAAUGCAGUAUUUUUUAGCACAGUUUGUUCUUUGAGAAUGUAGAUAGGGCUUUAAUCAGUGGCUUAAGUGAACGUUCAGAACUUGAUGAUUUUUGUGGAUCAUCACUAUCAUUUUUUAUUUAUUUAUCUGAAAAUCACAAGGUGAAGUGCACUUUGAGUGGGAUUGUGGGGUGUUUCACUAAAGAUGUUUUUAUGUCUGAAAUGAUAAUAGCGCUUUAAGGCCCUGUUUUACAGAUGAGGCUUAGCUUGAGCCAGUAAAAUAAGGAUAUUUAAGUCACUUUUAAUAAAAACAUUGCCUUUGUUUUGUCUCAACAUGCACACCAGUAAUUACAUAUUUUAAGCGAUGUCAGGGCAAUUUAGUUUUAGUCAAGAUAGCUCAAACUUUCAUUUUAGUCUGGGACUAGUCUUAAGCCUUGUCUGUGAAACAGAGCAUGAAUGUCUGGUUCUGACACAUGAAGUGUGGAAUGUAAUCUUACGUCGGGGCAAAGAUGUUUCUCGUCUGACUGGGUUGAAUCUCAUGAACAACAUGUCCAAGUAUAGAUGUAUAUUUUUACAUUACAAAUUAACUCUGUUUUAGGACCACAAACUUUUCUUUUAAUUGUGACAAUUAAGAACAUUUAAUUUUCCCACACAAUUUGGAAUGGUGGUUUUGAUUUAUGUAAUGUACAGACCCUAAUCACUAUAAUACAAUGAAAUUAAUGUACAUUACAGCAAAUACAUGGAGAUUUCUAACUCAGUAAUGAAAAUAUGGUGAAUUUCUUCUUGAUAUAUUUAGAAUUACGGGGUAAAACAUGCUUCAUCGUCAUGAAAAUAACGUCUUAAUGCUGAAAAGCACUAAAUUUAGGUUUGCUUUUCUUCAUUCAAGUUUUUUAUUCUAUUUCUUUCAUUUGUGAGGCGGAUGUGUGCUUGGUAAGAUUUACCCAGUGAUCUCUGAAAUGUUUGGCACAGCAUGUUUACAUUUUUAUGAUGCAUUAGAGAUGAAGUGCUAAAAUGUGUGAAGGGUGAAAAAUGAACACAUUCACAUCAGUUUUAUUGUUCCUUUGGACCAACUUUAUAUGAGUUAAAAGUCACAGUAAGUCCUGUUCGAUGUAUUCCUUCAGAGGUACUUUAAAUGUUGUGCAAAUGCACUUUUCAAUGUUUUAUUGUCUUUGACUUCGGCCUUAUUUAUUGUUUACAACCUAACUGUGCUUAGCUUGGUUUUAUAUUUAUCUGCAUAAAAGGAAACGUUUUCAUAAAAGGACUGUGGGUCUGUAGUUUGUGGAAGCCCGCGGUGGCAUAUUCGUCUUCUUUUUGAUUAGUUAAAAAGUUAAUAGGAAGAAUUUGUUUUCUGUUGCCUUUAAGCAGUGUAUACUGUGGAUGCCAAGAGAUCUUUGUCGAAGGUAAAUCUUACAAGAACAAGACCAGGUCACAUUUCACUCCAUUUCUAAAGAAAGGAGGAAAAAGGAUAUGAUAUAUACUGUUUUGCCAAAAGUCUUCCUUAGGACUGAAGAUUUUCUGCAUCGUGGCCUUGCUCUUGUCAAAAACUCAACGCAUUUCCCCCUGAUCGUAAUACUUCACAUACAACAAAUACUGUGAUGUAUAGAAACUUCAUGUAAUUGAUUGAAUGGGAAUGUGCCCACCAUGUCACAAUGAUACAAAAUAGACUUCCGUUCAGCAAAAUAUCUUUUAUUUCAGGUUAAAUGUGACCUGGACAUGUUCUUGACAGGGUUACAGAGAUUCAGCAUGUCAUCAUCAACAGUUUUUCAUUUCUUUGACAGGAGCUGAAUCAUUAUAGAAACAGUAUUCUAUCGUCUCUGGAGGAGCGUGUAAAGCCAGUUUGUCCACCAUACACAUUUUAACAGAUUCAGAAAUAUCCCAGAAUUCAGCAUUUGGGGACAGAUUUGUACUUUGUAAUAUUUUGCAGACAUACUGCUUACAUCUGAGCAUUGAUCAUAUCAGUGUGAUUCUGUAAAUAGUAGAGCUAAUGUGCAAACUACAGAUCACGUCCAGGCUUUCUGAUCGGUUGAAAUCAUACGAUCACAGUUGAUAUUGUAGAUAAGGAAAUGUUGAAAGUUAUUUUAUUUUAAAUAGGUUUCUUCUAAUUCAUUUUGAAAGAGAGUUUUGAUUUUUACACAUUUUUUUGUGUUUAUAUUCUUCUGGUGUACCUGACUGUUUUUCAUUUAACAGGUUUCUAGCGGUACAGUAUGUGUGGUCAUCGGUCACCUUUUUCUUUUUUUGCACAUCAAAGUGAGUCUGUGUUCUGUUUGAGCCGGCAGUCUAGACCCAAUAUUACUGUCUACAAUCACAGGAGUGGAAAGAGUGCAGGAUAUUUUGUCUCUGCGUGGGUUAUAAAGACUUUCUCUUUGAAAAAAAUGUAUUUAAAAAAUUGACAAAAUUGCCCGUAGGUAUGAAAAAUUUUGUUUAAAUGAUUGGAUGUUUUUUUAUAUGCCUUUUGUGCAUUUUGGACUAUUCAUGUCGCCAGAGAUUUUAGGUUAAUGUAACCAUGUAGGAUUGCAUUUAAGUGAAGGGUGUGUGUACUGCUGAGUCCCGUUUGAAAACCACUAACAUCACUCACAAAGUUGAAACCGGUCACAAUUUCAUGACAGUGUGCAGAGCCAAAGAUCAUCCUGCUUUGUUUUAAUGGCCUUUAACUUCUGUCUCCUGAAGACUCAAACUCUAUAUGGCAGGCAGUUUUCCAUGUUUCAUCUGAACAAUUGAUUUCAUGUUAACUGCGAAAUUAUUAAGCAUUGUAAAAUGUUCUGGCUGUGAUAUUCUUCUCAUUCUGCCAUGUCUGAUUUUUUUGUUUUAUUUGAUUCUGUACAGAUUACGAAUUGGAAGUUUAAUAAAACUUGUAGGUUUUCUUAACACUUUGUUUAAUUUGCAAUGUUGUUUCAUUAUAACCCUGAAAAUGUUAGUUUUUGUUCUUCAAGUGUUUCAAGGACAAAAGGAGCAUUUCCAUCAACAAAGGAUAUAAAUGCAUUUUUUUCACCUUAAAGAGCUAAUUAAAUCUGAGAUAUAUUUGGUUAUACUGUAUAGACAAUAUUCUGCAGUUUUUUUACCACAAUGUGGACAUUUUUAAAACCGUUGACAAAAACACUGUGUACUGUGCAUUACAGUUCAUGUCAUUAAAGAUGAUCUAUAUUAAUCUCUAAAUAAAAAACAUUCACAUCUGACAAAACACUAGU
This is a messenger RNA of Triplophysa rosa, 6933 nucleotides long. RefSeq names its product golgi glycoprotein 1b (gene glg1b). The transcript has 26 exons. The record is from RefSeq and is a predicted model, not a curated record. Gene Ontology annotation, molecular function: fibroblast growth factor binding. Gene Ontology annotation, cellular component: Golgi membrane. Bases 83 to 3490 code for a protein of 1135 amino acids. NCBI's taxonomy places the organism in Eukaryota, Metazoa, Chordata, Actinopteri, Cypriniformes, Nemacheilidae.